Symbiodinium sp. CCMP2592 is the source of this 6930-nucleotide messenger RNA. The record is from the annotation of a GenBank genome assembly. Lineage: Eukaryota; Dinophyceae; Suessiales; Symbiodiniaceae.
AUGCCUCCCGCUACUCGGGGAAGUCCUACUGAAGUUGCUGAUGAUAGUGAUGAUGAUCUCAACUCCUUGAAAGAUGAACCAACAGGCCAAGAGAACUCUGAUGGAGGCAGAGGUGGGACCAAUGGGGCAAUGGCCGUCGAUGCUACUGGUGGCAGUCCGGGGCGUGGCAAGCGUGCUCGGGAACCUAAUGCUUCUCGAGCAUCUGAUCGCGAUCAUCGAGGUCGGGCUCCUACAGCGCCUAAUGCUGCCCCUGGCACUGGGGUGGGGGCACGAGCUUUCUCUCCUGGAGGAGAUGCUCCAGUGACCUCUCGUGAGUUUCGUGAACUACUCAAUGCUCACCUUCAUGCUAUGACUAUGUCCUGGCAGGAGAUGAAUGAUCGGGUUGGUGGCGUGGAGGCUGAAGUUUCGUCAUCCAAGCAAGAUCGUGCUGUUCUUCACUCUCGCAUUACCCAAGUUGAACGAAAGGAGGCUGACAUGCAUGUCAAAGUGAAUGACCUUGCUCGCUCUGUGGAACAACUUCGAGAAGCUUAUGCAAAGGAUGCCAAUGGCAAUGGGGGUGGCAAUGGUGGUCCGCCUUCUGAUCCAUGGGCUGAAUAUCAGGCCAAGCGUGGCCAAGGCUCUGGUCCUCCCGUCCCUCCUCCUGGUGGCGGUCGUGGAGAUGCAGUUGGUGGUCUUCAGGGACGUGAGGAACUAAGUGAAGAUGACAAGCGCACGCUGAUUGUUGGCGGAUGGAACCAGGACUCCCGUCGUCAGACGAUCAUUGAAGAGGCUUCCUCUUUCCUUGCCAGGGAUGGGGUGAAGGAUGAUGUGGACCAGUCUGAUCUCACUGUAUGGGGUCCCCGUCGAUCCUUUGGGGUGCUCAAGUUCAAGGAGAGAGCUGGUGAAGGGAUGCGCGAAGUUCGUGAUAGGAUGUGGAGGGUGAUCCAGAAUUUGAGAGCCACACCUUGUCGACUCCCGUCUACUGCUGGGGCGGAUGGGGUGCAAAAGAGCAUGUGGGCUGCAUUCACGAAGACCAAGGAGGCUCGUCGCCGUGGGGCCCACGCUUCAAUGCUGAGGAGAGUCACGGCCACACUUGCUCGGGAUGCCCGUCUCAAUAAAGAUGCCCACAACCCUGCUGCUGUUGAGGAUGGGGCGUUUGACAUGGAUUGGAACUCAGGAUCCGUCUGGCUGGGUGAGCACAAGCUUGGCUCCUCUGCCCACCGCACCCCCCGGGGUGAGAGCAUUAAGUUGUUGACUAGUGGAUGGGUCGACGUGAUGGCGGUUGCGAGUGCAUCGGGGGUGACCUUCGACUCUGCCCUGGCGGCAGUUGAACGUGAGCUGUGCGUGGACGAUAAUCGUUGUCCGGCGCCUCCCUUGCGUACCUUUUCAUCAUCGGGGAGUACAACAAGUAUUUCCCGUCGUUUGGCAUCUUGGAAUGUGGGUGGUCAAAGUCUUACCAAAAUUGAUGCGAUUGGUGGCUCCAUGGAUGUGCUCUCAAUACAAGAAAUGCCACGAAGUGGGGUUGGUUGGGAUGAGCACACUACCGACUGUUUCACAUGGCUCUCGUACCAGGGACCCAGUCAGUGGCGAGGUGUUGCCAUUGCUGUUGCCCACGACCUCUAUGACGCCUACACCGACCGUAUCUCCUUCGACCGUGGGGCAGCUUGGGUCGUGCGAUUGAAAGAUUGCAGAAGGGUGAUUCUUGGCUCCUUACACUUGCCGACUGGGGUGCCCACACGUGUUUAUCAUGCAGCUGUGCAAGAAUUUCGUCAUGCUCUUCUCCGUUGGCAUCCUGAUCUGCCUUGCUUUGUCGGGGUUGAUGUCAAUGAGGUUGUUGAGUGGUCGCACGCUUCGGAGGGUGAAAACACUGAUGGAAUCAUUCCGCUCCGUGCAGGGGCGAAACUUGACAAAUUCCUUGAAGCCAUCGGUGACCUGAGAAUGAAGCCGAUUGCCCCUCAAUUUGAAGAUCGUUGGUCCCCUACACACUUCCCACGUGAUGAGUCGCGAGAGGGGCGUCACAUUGAUGUCAUCCUUUGCAGGCAGCUUGUGUGCUCUCAUGUUCAAGUUAACUCCGAAGUUCGGUACCACAUUAACACAGACCAUGCUCGUCUUGAGUGUUGCUGCGAAAUGGGGCGAACUCGGUUGAAGAAAUGGACUGACACCAGACCAAGGUGGAUUCCGCCUGGGACGUGCAUUCCGUGUCCUGCCGACUGGAAUGACAUCAAGGAGAUUGCCAAGAGUUGUUCUCAUCCUCGAGCCAAAAAGCGGUACGUUGAUCCUCCUGAAGUUCGUGAUGCCUGUACCCGUGCUCGCGGCCUACGUGGGGACGCCAGCAAAGCAGCUUGGAGGGAUGUCCAUCAGCUUCGUCGAAGGAGUCGCCGUGCGUGGCAACAGAGCCGGACGGCACGUAUCUUGCAUGGUGACUGGUUUGCGUAUCGUGACCAUCAGGCCGAAAAGAAAAAGAGAUGUUGGUGGGGCGCGAUGCUUCGGGACAAGACUUCAGCGCAUGUCGCUUGUGACGUUCAGGGACAUCUCGCAGGUAAAGUCUGGGAUGAGCACUUGUCGUGGCAUGCUGAACUCUGUGAGAAGGUGCAGGACAUCCAUUGUGACCUGUCUCAAUAUAUGCCCAUUCAAGCUGAGGAGGUGGCCAAAUCAUUGUCUUCCAUGAGGGCGCGCUCUUCGCUUGGACCGGAUGGGGUGAGUGUCGAUGUGCUGCGGAAAAUCCUUGAGGCCCACCCUGACCGGCUCUGUGCCUUGCUUGAUGAGGUGCUGCGCGAUGGUGUUCUGCCAGAGGAGUGGGGUGAGUCCCUUCUUGCUCUCCUUCCCAAAACAGUUGAACCCAAAACUGCACGAGAAUUACGACCUAUUGCUAUGUCUUGUUCCAGCAUGAAGUUGCUCUCGAAAAUUGUCAUGGGGCGUAGCUUUCAGGCCUUGCGUGAUCCUGCUCCGUGGUCGGCCUGUGGUUGUGGGCGUAGUACUGCUGAUAUGCAUGCUGUCAUGGGUCGCCUACGAGAUAUGUGCCACGAGUGGAGAGCCGGCGUCAUUGUUGCUAAGCUUGAUGUCGAAGGGGCGUUUGACUUUGUCAGUCGCCGUGCAGUUGCUGAUUACAUCGGGAAGAGGCUGUGUUCGAAGAAUGUGCCCUUUGAAUGGAGAUUCCUCCUUCUUCUACUUGAUGAUAAUGUUCUUCAAGGCACUGCUCCUGGGGGUGGUUCAGUUCGUGUCCAUUGCAAUCGAGGGAUAAGGCAAGGAAGCCCUGAAAGCGCCGAACUCUUUGGGUUGCUGAUUUCUGAUGUCAUCAACCGCUUAAAGGACGGUGGACAAUGGCGGGAACCAACAGGGGCGCUCAAGGACUUGCCCGCUGACGUUGGGACGUACCAGGAUGAUAUCUUUGUUUGGACAAACACGGCGGAGAUCCUGCAGAAAAACAUUGCUGCAAUCUCAGCCGAAUUGAAGAAGAUUGGUCUUCGCCUUGCUGCCAGUAAGACGUCCAUUUGCACUUCCAAGUACUACAAGGGGCGACGCCAAGUUCUUGUUGACGAGGUGCCUGUCCAAGUCCUUGAGAAUGAUGGGGCGAUUAGGGUUCUUGGCCUUGACUAUAAUCUUAGUGCUCCUGCCAGUCAACAAGCUCGCGAACUGCAUGGACGUGUCUGGAGUGCAUUCCACGAGCACAAGGAUCUUCUCUGUGGGCCUGGAUCCUGGAGAGAGAAACAUAGGCUCAUCCAAUCCCUGGUUGAAGGGGCGUGGAGCUGGGUUGCUGGCGCUGUUCAUUGGGAAGUCUCGGACCUUCAGAUGAUGAAUUCCACCCAGCUUCGAGUCCUCAGACUUGCCUUUGGCAUUCGUCGAGGUAAAGGCGAAGACUGGAUCACGUACAACACGCGAUCCCUUCGCAGUGUGCGCCUUUGGGUCAUUGGAUGCGACAGUGGGAAGGGUGUCAUCGUGGGCUUGCGGGGCGCAUGCUGCUUUGGAGACGUCUGGGGUGGUGGAACCAUGAGAAGAGUCUGUCUACUGGGAUUCGUCAUCCUCGUCGCUUUCGUGCUGCUAACUUUGAGAGGUCACUUGCUACUUGUCUUGGGGAUGAAUGGUUUGAAGCAUGUCAUGCACGUGAAGCAUGGAAACAACUACUGUGUAAAUGGCUGGCUGACACUGAUGUUCUGUGGAGCAGGGGGCGUCAGCUUGCACUCACUCUGUGACAUGGUGACCUCACUUGCCAUGGCGGCCGCUAUCCUUCUACGUGGACGCCUUCUCUUCAUCAUGCUCCUCGCCUUCCUUGCCUACUACUUCAACUGUGGUGGGGCAGUGCCUGUUGGCCGUGGGGAGACGAUCCUGCUCGUGAUGGGUGGUAUGGCUGGUCUUCUUCGAGUGGUGGGAAUCGUGGACGUCGUGGACGAGCUGGAGUACGUGGUCAAGCUGGUCUUGGUCUUCGGAGUGGCAACCAUCCUCUUCGGCAUCUUCUUCUUCGCCCAGCGGGGCGACCUUCUGGCUUCUUCCGACAUGGGGUGUUCCAAGAUCGCCCUCGUACCGAUGAGGAACAACGAUUCCAUACAGGAGGAACGAGUACGACAAUGGAAAGCUGGGGAGUUUAUCCCAGCCUGGCGCCGUCACAUGGAGGCGUCUGGCCACAGAAUGACUGGGGCGCAGACACUUGAUGAGUUCCGCCGUGUGUUCGCCAAUGAAGCAAACGCAGAUGCGGAACUUCGCUCUCGCACGCAAGCCUCUGCUGUGGGCACGUCUUCUGUGGGACGAUCCUCUACACCUCUUGCACCGUUAGUGGAAGAGGAUGUUAGUGAUGAUCAUGCAUCGUCCUCGGCUAGUACGGUUUCCAGUUGGACUCGUGAAGACCAUGACGGAAAUGAUGGAAAUCUACCUCUCCGGGGUGAUGCACCUCCUGUUCAACCUGAUGAUGCCCAAGAUGACCGUGAUCAAGCCCUUCCUGCUGAUGAUCUACCUCGUCGUCCUCGUCGGUGGGAUGCCAGUUCGUCGAGACAAUCUGAGGAAGCACAACACUCUGCUCGUCCUGCUCCUAGAUGGACACGGGAUGAAUGGAAUGCCUGGGAGAACUGGGAGGAUGAACAUGGCAAUGAUGAUGAUGGUGACAGGGUUGACCUCAUGCAACGCAAUGGCCCACUUCUUCCUGGGGGUGCACCUGCUGAUCAACCUCCUCGUGCUGGGCGGCCAACUUUGGAACUGUCGAUGGGCGAGUCCCAGUCCCUCUACGACGCGGGGUGGCCUAUGCAGAGUAUUGACCACAUUCGAGAGUUUUGCGCAUAUCUGGAAUGGGUCGCCCAACAAUAUGGCCCUGGUGCAGCUGCUUGGGGCCUCGACGCCUGGGCUGACUCGCUGGUGGUCGCUAACGCCACGGUGGAACUUGCGCAAGAAACACUGUGGCAACGACUUCGGGAUGUACCUGUGCAAAGACCCCUGGAAGACGGUGUAAGGGGGCGUAUUGCCGUUGGUUUUGCUGGUCUACAACGUCAACUCAGCGACUUCCACCUCACCAUGGUCCAGGAUGGUUUACGUGACCAGUGGUUGCCAACGCGAAUUGACCAUGAUGGACGUCAGCUUCCGGAACCUCCCUUUAUUCGGGGCGAUGUGAAUGCUUGGAUCCUUGAACGUGCCCGCGCUCUGGCUCGUAACAUGGUUCAGGAAGCGAUCGCACGUGGAGCCCUUGUUCGACGUGAGAACACAGACAGUGGGGGUGCUCAUGUUCAAAUUCCUGCUGCCCCUUCUGCCGAUAAUGGGGCGCAUUCGCCAGUCGGGCCCAGGGCUGAACCUCACGCACAUGGAGAUGAUGUUGCUGUCCCUCCUGGAGAUCAUGAUGGGGACGACGUAAGCGAUGAUGGGGACGAAACUGGCUUGAUGCAAACUACACCUGCAGAAGAAGCUCGCAUGGAUGGGGUGGGACUGCAGACGGAAACACGACGUCUUCUUCGGGACCUUCUUCGCUCUUUGGAUAACAUCCAACAGCGAGGGGAAGGACCUGAGUACCGUUGGGGUGUUAAUGCUGUUGUGGCAAGUUGGGAUGAUGCCCUUCGCAGCACCUCUGUGUUACGAGAUAUCUUGGCUCGCAGAACGACUGUGCUGGGUUGGAACUACAAGAUGCACUACGGGGUGGCACUGGGGCUCCUGGGACGCUUGAUGCAUCACAUGUUGAAGUCUCAACGGUUAUGCGGAGUGGAAGAAACACUCGUCCUCCUCGACCUCGUCCACCGCGUGGGUCGCGUAGUCGUUCUCGUGCUCGGGAUGGAACUACGACAACGGUUGGGGAUGUGGUUCAUCAUGGCCCACCUGGUUUGCCUGGCUCCUCCACGGACGAUGUUGGUGCUGCUAUGGGGCGGAGCGAACAACCUCGUCUACUCGCCGAUCCUGUCGAAGUUCUACCUGGAGCCACCACUGGCGUUACGGUUGGUGGCGUGGUUCAGCAUGACCGACCUGGUCUCCCUGGCUCCUCCACGGACGUUGUUGGUGAUGGUAUGGGGUCUGCUGAAGUACCUUCGACAGCAAACCCUGUUGAACCUCUACCUGCUGGCGACGUGGAUUUGCCUAUUCUACACCGCGCAUCUGAUGAGCCUCUUCGAGAACAACGACCUGUUCCUGCUGGACGUGAUGAUCUUGGUGAUGGCACUAUGGGGCGGCCAGUUCUACCUCCUGCUGUGGACGAUCCUCUUCAUGUUCCUCCCGUUGUUUCGUCGCAACCUUCACCUGAUCUGCCUUCUCUCCCCAGACUUGAUGCAGCCUCUGGUGAUCGACUCAGGGUGUGUGAAUGAGGCAAGUGAUGGGCCACUUCUUGUUCCGGGGAGUGCUAUGCCUCCAGAGAAUGUUGCUGCAGUGUCAACACCUGUGAGUGUAGUUCCUUCUGAUGAGGGGUGUUUGUCGGCCCCUUUGAAUGUUGCUAUUGCUUUCAAUUUGGAGAAUGUUGUAUCUGAAGACAGUGUCGCUCCCGAAGGGAUGUGA